This is a messenger RNA of Diospyros lotus (date-plum), 1556 nucleotides long. Its product is annotated as protein CHUP1, chloroplastic. Gene Ontology annotation, cellular component: chloroplast outer membrane. The record is from RefSeq and is a predicted model, not a curated record. Gene Ontology annotation, biological process: chloroplast organization. The transcript is spliced from 5 exons. NCBI's taxonomy places the organism in Eukaryota, Viridiplantae, Streptophyta, Magnoliopsida, Ericales, Ebenaceae. The coding region runs from base 163 to 1494 and encodes 443 amino acids.
CCCACAAAUCUUAGAUCAGGAGUGCCAAUUGUCUAAAAUACCCACCUUGAGAGCUGAACUAUCUUAUCUUGAUCAACCAUUUUCUCAUAAAUCUAUGGGCACUUAUGAAAUGUAUCAGGCUUUAGGUGAGAAUACCUUCCUUGAGAGGUAAGGCACACUUGAAUGGUAAAAUCAAGCAAAUCCAAUAUAACGACUCCUCUCCAUGCUAGACUUUCACUUGAAGCAGAUCAGGGAAAGAGAAUGCCGAUAGAUAACGAUGAAUCAAGAGUAUUAUCCUUUAUCAGAAAAGAACUCGAAGCAACUCUGGCAAGGAACAAUUUGCUGGAGAAAGAAAAUCAGGAGCUAAAACAGGAAGUGGCCCGGCUAAAAGCACAAGUAGGCGCACUCAAAGCACAUGAUAAUGAGAGGAAAACCAUGCUGUGGAAGAAGUUGCAGAACUCUAUGGAUGGCAGAAACACAGAUAAGUAUCCACAGAAACCAUCAGCUCUACUUGAAAUUGCAGAUCGAAGGCUUGAAGUGGAGAAUUUGAAGCCAGUUGAAGAUUUUCUGGAAUCAGCCAUUGAAAAGGGAAAGCCAGCGAGAGUACCAAAACCACCAGGCCAAAUGCCAACUACUUCCACCCAUUCACACAAAGUCCUGUCAGCACCAGCACCGCCGCCGCCGCCACUACCUUCAAACUUGCUAGUUCGAUCAAAAGCAGUGCGUCGCGUGCCAGAGGUGAUAGAGUUCUACAGAAUGAUUAUGAAGAGAGACUCCCAGAAGGAGAACAAAACAAAUCUGACAGGAACAAUGCCAGACAUAAAUCCAAGGAACAUGAUAGGAGAAAUUGAAAACAGAUCAACUCAUUUGCUGGCUAUAAAGUCAGAUGUGGAAACUCGAGGGGAAUCUAUAAAACUCUUAACAAGGGCUGUUGAGACUGCAGCUUUUACAGAAAUGUCUGAUGUGGAGGCAUUUGUAAAAUGGCUGGAUGGAGAGCUAUCCCACCUGGUUGAUGAAAGAGCUGUAUUGAAGCACUUCCCACAAUGGCCAGAGAGAAAAGCAGAUGCAUUAAGAGAAGCUGCUUUCACAUACCAGGACCUGAAAAAUCUUUACUCCGAAGUUUCAACAUUCAAGGACAAUCCAAAGCAGCUUCUUAUAGAGUCCCUAAGAAGGAUGCAGACAUUGCAAGACAGAUUGGAACAAAGUGUUAACAACAUUGAAAGAGUCAGAGAAGGUACCAGCAAAAGAUAUCGGGAGUUCUGUAUCCCUUGUGGAUGGAUGCUAGACGGUGGUCUGAUUGGGCAGAUGAAGCUAAGUUCACUGACAUUGACAAAGGCAUACAUGAGAAGGGUAGCCAAAGAACUGCAGAACAAUGAAUCUUCACAAGAAGACCUUCUGCUACAAGGUGUUCGAUUUGCUUUUCGAGUACACCAGUUUGCAGGUGGCUUUGAUGCAGAAACCAAGCAUGCAUUUGAAGAACUACGGAAGGUUGGAACUUGUCAACAAAAACAAUAGCACUUUGCUAGAAAACAAAGGAUCUAACAGUAUGUAGGGUGAAAGACUACCUUAUUGCAAAU